Molecule: messenger RNA, 387 nt
Organism: Prunus armeniaca (apricot)
Lineage: Eukaryota; Viridiplantae; Streptophyta; Magnoliopsida; Rosales; Rosaceae
Source: the annotation of a GenBank genome assembly
AUGCCGGCGACCACAUCUCCUCUCCUCUCCUCUCAAGUAGGUCAUGCUCUCCUUUCUAGGGCUUUUGAUCUGUGUAUCUUCCUUGUUGCUGCUGCUUCAUCGCUGGGUUUUCACAGUUAUGAUUUCUCUCUCACUCUCAUAUGGAUCUCUGUGGCUGGCUUUCUCUCAACCUCUCUAUGGCAGAUAAAGAAGCGCAAGCUAAAGGAUGAUAAAAAAAGGAAAGAAAUUGAAGUGCAGAAAGCCAAAGAAGAGCAAUUGUCGAAAAAGCGCCAGAGAGAAGAACGACGAGAGAGAUAUCGGGAGCAAGACAAACUGAAGAAAAAAAAUCAGGAGAAAUGCAGAGGACUGAUGGAUGCACAAACUUUUGCCAACUGUUUCUGUGCUUGA